Microsporum canis CBS 113480 is the source of this 1314-nucleotide messenger RNA. RefSeq lists its product as hypothetical. Gene Ontology annotation, molecular function: intramolecular lyase activity. The record is from RefSeq and is a predicted model, not a curated record. NCBI's taxonomy places the organism in Eukaryota, Fungi, Ascomycota, Eurotiomycetes, Onygenales, Arthrodermataceae. The coding region runs from base 1 to 1314 and encodes 437 amino acids. The transcript has a single exon.
AUGAAUUCCCUUCCUCCAUCCCUCCAUAUCUCCCUCUGUCGGCAGCUCACACAAUGCUCUCGGCGAAAUCUCCUUCGGCAGCAGCCUCGAUGGCUCUCUACCUCCCACACCCCCCGAGCGGCGGCAUCAACUGCUAAGACGGCCACAAGGGAAAGUGUGCGGUAUUCCACAAAGACGGCCCGUGACCAGCAUGUACAGCAUAAAAGAUCAAUGGCCAUAUCGGCCGCUGGACUAGUAGCAUGUGCAAUUGCCAUGUACGGCGCCGUGACAUAUUAUUUCCCCAGCGGACUGGACGCAGAAACAAACCCCAAUGACAAACAAGACAAGGCAAAGAAUGGCGGAGCAAUCAAACUUGAGGGGCCAGCAGGGGCUGGAAUGAAUGAAUCCUCUACCGUGAUCAUCGAUGGCAUCGAACAGGUCCCAACAGGAAACUCAACGAUACCUAAUUUCCCCAAAACCAUCCGCCUGCCCAAGACAAUUGACACCGGCAACCCAGAUGUCAGAAUCGGCGACGAGCUACCUAUCAGUGAUAACGUAAACGACAAGACGGCUGAUGAAUACCAGCUUCUCGGCCUUGGGCUUCGCACCGUUUCAUUCCUCAGCAUCCAAGUCUACGUUGUGGGACUUUAUAUAGCUACGGCAGACAUUCCCGCCCUUCAGGCACGACUUAUACAACACGGUGCCAAUCCUGUCGUACCAGGCGUGGCUCCCACUGAUGCUGGACCGGCAGCCACCUCACUCGUACCCCAUGAGCGCGAAGCACUCCAGACCUCCUUGCUAGAAGCCGAAAAGGGCGAACAGAUAAUGGACCAUAUCCUUCGACAAGGCGGUAUACGUACCGUUUUCCGAAUCGUGCCAACACGAAACACAGAUUUCCUUCAUCUGCGUGACGGAUGGGUGAGAGCUAUCACUGCACGAGCCCAAAAGGCGAAUUCACGGGUCAAACAGCUGGCCGGUGGAGAGAAGUCAGGUACUCCAGUCAACACUGAGUUUGAAGAUGACUCAUUCGGGGCCUCCCUAGCCGAGUUUAAGAAAUUGCUAGGUGGAGGGGUGCGGAAGAAUGUACCCAAGGGCCAGACGUUGCUUUUGCUUCGUGAUAAGCUUGGUGGGUUGGGGAUGGUGUAUCAGCCUGGUGAGACGAAGCCGAUGACAUGGUUGGGUAGAGUUGGAGAUGAGCGUAUCGGACGGUUGGUAUGGUUGAAUUAUCUCGCUGGAAAAACCGUGGCGAGUGAGAGUGCGAGGAAGAAUAUUAUCGAUGGUAUGAUGGGUAUCGUCGGCCGGCCUAUUGGUACGGUUGAAAUGAAGGUCGUCUGA